UUCACCCGCAAACCAAAAAUUCGGAUUUCUCUUUUCACUCUUCUCUUGUUGUUGUUCAUCGAGUCUCGGAAACCCUCAUCGCUAGGUUGCUUGUGGUUGAUCACCGAGUCUCGGAAACCCUCGUUCCUUUAAAACGAGGCAAAGAGACUCGCUGCGAUUCUGCAAUCGUUGAUCACCGUCGAAAAGGUUGGAGUUUGAAUUGAUUUGAAGUAGUCACAAUGAGAUUCAAGAAGGGAAGUAAGGUGGAGAUCCUAGGCAAAAACGAAGGGCUUCCUGUGGAAUGGCGUUGUGCUCGAAUUAUUUCUGGUAAUGGGCGCACUUACAGUAUCCAGUAUGACUGUUCUAGCAUGACAAGUGAGGAGGCCAGUGUUGAUAGGGUUCAAAGGAAGGCCAUCAGACCAUGCCCCCCUCUUAUUCAAGGCACUGGGAGCUGGAAAUCUAAUGAUUUUGCGGAGGUUUAUGAUGCUGGUUCAUGGAGAGCUGCUACUGUUUUGAAGUCCAUAGGCCAAGACUUUUACUUGGUUAGGUUGUGGUUGUCUUGCAAGGAGUUUAAGGUGCACAAAGUUGACAUGAGGAUACGCCAAUUUUGGCAAGAUGAUCAAUGGACCCAAGGGAUCCUUAACCCAGUGGCCCUAGGUGAAUCUGCAGCAGGGAAGACUAGGCGGAAUUUGAUUUCAAACAACUAUACGGUGAUGCCUGAAGUGCAACAAGCUAGAAAUUCUUGUUUACCAGGAUCAGAUGCCAGUGAUCUCCUGGAGCCUCAUCUAACCCCAACAGUGAAGAGAGUGUUCCCUUAUGGCUCCUCUCUUGCUGAGGAUUAUCCCAGGAAAAGGAGGCUUGUUGUCAAUAUGGGUGAGUGUGACAGAAUCAGAGCACCAACCACAGCCCCAUUGCUGGAAAAGGUAGAUGCUAUUGCUUACCCACAAAAUAAUAUGGGUGAAAAAUACUUGCAUUCUUCCUUUACUCAUAAUAUCAAACAAUAUUAUGAAAUUAGGGAGGACACUCUUUUUGAAAGAAUUGAAGAACCAGAUUACUCUUGUGGUGGUCUGAGUUCAGUUGGCAGUUGUAGUGUGACAAGUUGUAGUUCAAAUAAAUUUUUCAGUGAUACAUUAGCAGGUCCUUCCCAGUAUGAAGAUGAACUUUGUAGUGAUGCGGAAUCUGUAGAUGUUGGAAAUGUGGAUGGGGACAAAGGAUGCACCGAUUCUCCGAAAGAGGGCCAGGGUAGGAGGCUUGCUUGCCUUGCUUCCAAUGGCUAAAUACAAUGGCUAGGUUUGCCUCUUUUCUCUCCGCAAAUUAAUUGGUGACAUCUACCAAUGAUUUUCUUGCAGAGAUAAGAAAUUUCUGACUACUGUUUGCUCUGUUUCCUAAUAAUAUAGUUUGUUUCAGGUCUGCUUUGAACUCUCGUCAUGUCAUGUCAGAACAUGAGCUUUUUUAAAUCUGCGGACACAGCACUUACAUGGAAGAUCCUCUUUAGUACAUAUGAUCAGAUAACUGCUGUUUAUUUCACUAGUUUGCAUGCUGUGUCAAUUAUCUUCGUGUGACUAUAACACUUUAUCAUGUAAGUUGAAAAGCAAGUUAUGCUAGGAUGUAACAGUGUUAUUAGGGUUGUUAAUUGUGCUGCCACAUGGUGUCAGGUGAUCUCCAAGUGAUUUAAGGGCUGUACAGUGCGACUCUAAAUCACUGUUACUUUGUUUGAUGGGUAAAAACCAUACUCCGUCCCCAUUUUUGUGUGACCCACAUAGUUCUUAAGGGUUCUUUGGUCAUUUCUAUAGUGCACCCACUCCUCUUAGGGUUUUUACCCUAAGUCUCCCACUCUCCUUUGUUCGUGAAAUGCAUCAUCUUCACGAAUGUUUUAAAAAUUAGACCGGUGUUUGAAUCGGAGAAGGCAUUGAUUUAGAGUUUUUUUGUUCGGCCACAGUUAUCUGUUAAUAAUUAAAUAUAUGUUUUUAAUAUCAUAAUAUUUCAAUUGACUAACCAACGUGAAUUUAAAAAUAUCAAGAUAUAUAAAUCUUUAAAUUAAUAUAAAUAGGCCUUAUUGUAUUUUGUAAGAAAAAGAAAUAAUAAUAGGUUAAAUGGUGCUCACUUUUACAGAAAUAUUAUAUAUUUGUUCUUUCUAUUUCUUGAGAAUUGUUUUGUAUUGAAUAUAGAUUUUGAAAAAUUUAAAAAGACUACAAUCCUGUUCUUUAGCGUUGUUUUUAAUUGGUUUCAACCGUUUUUAGACUAGGUUGACCGGUUCUCUACUAAUUUCUUUGCCAUCUGAAUUUUUGACCUGACUAGUUCACUGGUUGUCCAAUGGAGUCGACAAGUCCGGUCCAAUUUUUCAAACAUCGGUCUUCAUUUCCCAAUCCAUUAUCCAUUGGUUUGGUUGUCUCUCUUCUAUCCCGUUCUUCCAUUUUUUUUAAUGUUUGUUUGUGUGGUGUAUUACUGACUGUAUUCUACCCUCCACAGCCCUCUGUUUUCGCAUCUCUGUGACCUCUCUUGUUAUGUUUUUUUCUUUUUUGUUGUAUAUUUUGGUGAAUGUGCAUUUGUUUCUAUGACUUCUUAUCAUUAUUGACUAAUAUGUCUUUAAUUUAUGGUAACUUUUUUUUUUUAUCUAUGUACAAUUUAGAAAAAGGUUAGGGUAGCUCUUGUAAAUAGUUAAGGCAAUUGUAUGUUAGAUAGGUUGCGUGAGUAAGUGUUAUUAUACCUAUGUCUUGCUAUGGUAAAUUAUUUUGAAAUUAAGGUUGAGUUUUUUUGAAUUUUCUUUUGCUGCCAUGUGUUCCGGUCCACAGGAAAAGGUGUACAUGCUUCUGAAGCAAGCCCCCUUCGUGGCCUCACGAUAUUGUUGGCAGGUACUGGAUGAAAAUUGUUUAACACUUGUAGGAUCAGUUUUGGAUUUUAUGUUGAAAAUUUACCGCAUCUAAUUAUUGUUUAAGAAACACAAAUAAGCAUGCACUUGUGUCUCCAAAUAUCUGCUUUUCAUUUUUCUCGCUUGAGCAGUUUCUGUGCAUGUAGAUAUCUCUUCAGAUGCUCAAAAUGUCUGACUUCACUUUUUUAUUCCAUUAUCAAAGAUUCUCAGUUUGUCUUUUUUCUAUUGAUUUGGAUUCUGACACCGCAUUAUUUUGUUAAUUUAUUUUUUCAUUGAGGCUGAGUUCAUUCUGUUUUUCUCUCCAAUUAAUAAUGAUGCUUGUAGAGUUCACCACUGUCUAAUUAGAUGCCAUUGCUUUCCUGGUAAGUAACUUUUUGCUAUCAGAUUUUUUUUUUAAACUUUAGCUUGUAGCCUCGAUAUUGAUGAAUAAAACCCUGUACUUGUAAAUAUAUUCUAAAAUUCAUCUAGGUUAGUUAUUCUUGUUACGCAGAUUUUUUUUUCUGUUUAUACUCUUAAGACUCUUUUUAUUACUGCAGCUAAUUAAGCUUUGACUUGCAUAUAUCAAAAGGCUAUUGGAAAGGUAUCAUAAGAUGAUACGAACAAGUAACUUAGAUGCAUACUGAAUUUGUUUACCUGCAUUUCACAUAUAAAGUCUGACUUGUUUUCUUAAUAUGAAUCAUGGCUCUCUAUUUAGUAUUUACAGUUCAAACAUCAGUGCUAACCCUUCAAUUGACAUUAUAUAACAAUGACGACAAUAACAAAAACAUAAACAAAGACCUUUUCCUACAAGGUAGGCCGGGUACAUUAAUCAUAGUGUAAUGCCUUGUCAUGUAAUAAGGCGCAAAAAAUCCUCGUCAUUGUCAAACAAAUUUAACCAUGCUGCUAUAUCAUCUUUGGACCUGCUAUAUAAUGCCAAAAAGGUAUUUAAAAUAUACAACAUUUGCAUACAAAUGCAGCUGCUAGCGUAAAAAAAGAGAUUUACUCGUGUUAUGAGAAUGUUGAUAGUAUUAUCCUAAGUUGAUAUAAUUGCUGUCAUCUAUUUACUAAGAAAUUUAGCGCUUAGUGCAUGAGAUUAUCUUGUCCUAAUUCAUACAGAUUUGCUCGUGUUUGUUCAGGGUGUCUGGAAACCCAAUGUUUUUUUUCCUUCACGUUUAGGGAUUUUGAGGAUUGAAAGUGUAUUCAAACAUGUUAUUUAUCUCAGCUGGUUGUCAAGGGCACCUAUCUGAGUUGGCUGUCAAGUGCACAUGGGUUACAAUUUUUGUUUUUUGAUUUAGUACCAAUAUUUGGCUCGUAAGUUGAGUUUGUAAUUUAUUUGAGUUCAUGUUCUGUAUAUCUUUAGAAUAACGAAACCUUCUAUUUCUAGUCACAACAAUUAUCAUUA
This is a messenger RNA of Lotus japonicus, 4229 nucleotides long. RefSeq lists its product as uncharacterized. Lineage: Eukaryota; Viridiplantae; Streptophyta; Magnoliopsida; Fabales; Fabaceae. Bases 219 to 1256 code for a protein of 345 amino acids. The record is from RefSeq and is a predicted model, not a curated record. The transcript is spliced from 4 exons.